GUUUUAUCGCAGCAGCCGCAGGCGUGUUCAUUUCACGCGCGUAUUUAGGUGGUCGGGCACAGUGGUGCGCACGGCGGAGUCACGCGUGUUCUGUUUGCUGAUGCUGCUCGAGCGUGGUUGAGGUAGUGAAGCGAGUUGUUCGCGGACAGGAUGUCGACAGAAAUGUUGCAACGGAAGGACGACGACGCCAAGGCGUCGUCUAACACCGUCGAUUAUCAUGCUGCCGAGGAGCAGCCCAGGCUUCACGCCGGGACCGACAGUUUUCCGAGCAUCAACGAGAGACCGGUUGACGACAUUUCCCUCGAGUUCUUCUACAAACCACACAGCAUUACCCUGCUGCUCAUCUCCAUCGGCGCCGUCAUAUACUCGGUGUUCACCAGCUGAACUUUGUGCAACAUGGAUUCAGUCACUGCUUAUAAAUCGAAAUACCACUAAUAUAGAAGACAACUUGUGGGCUGGCAUGCUGUGCAUUAUUUUCUUCUUCCUCAUCAUAUCUGUCUUGACAUUCCCCAACGGCCCAUUUACCAGGCCACAUCCUGUUGUGUGGCGAAUAGUGUUUGGCUGCAGCGUGCUCUACCUGAUGUUUCUGCUGUUCCUACUGUUUCAAAACUAUGAGACAGUCAGGAAGAUUCUGGUGUGGGUGGACCCAGGUCUAGCUUCUUUCCAUAUCGACAUGGACAAGGAGUAUGGUGUCAACUGUUCGGAUAUCACGCCAGAAAGGGUCUGGAAUCACUUGGAUGUGUUCGCGGUGGCUCACUUCCUUGGCUGGGCCUUCAAAGCCAUUCUGAUUCGUCAUUACGGUAUCCUCUGGGCCAUCAGUGUCAUGUGGGAGGUGACGGAAAUCGCCUUUGCUCAUUUAUUGCCAAAUUUUGUUGAGUGCUGGUGGGACGCGUUGUUUCUAGAUGUUCUAGUGUGCAAUGGAUUGGGUAUCGGUGUCGGUAUGAAGAUCUGCUCCAUACUGGAGAUGAGAGAGUACAAGUGGGUCAGUAUUCGUGAUAUCGAAAGCACCACUGGAAAGCUGAAGAGAGCAAUGCUGCAAUUUACUCCUGGCAGUUGGACAUCCGUCAGAUGGCUUGAUCCAACUUGCACGCAUAUGCGAUUGGUCGCUUUGUGCCAAUUAGUGAUAUUCUGGCAGGUCUCCGAACUGAAUACCUUUUUCUUGAAGCAUGUUUACGAAUUUCCGCCAUCGCAUCCGUUUGUAGUGGGCAGAUUAGUAUUGAUCGGCGUUAUAGUCGCGCCGUCUGUUAGGCAGUAUUAUAUGUACGUAACCGACUCGACAUGUAGCCGAGUAGGAACGCAGUGUUGGGUCUAUGGGGCAAUCAUGGUAACAGAGGCUCUGCUAUGUAUACGCCAUGGUGCGGCCUUGUUUGAACGCACUCAAGCUCUCAAUAUCCUCGUCUGGCUGCUUUGCCAGUCUCUAGUCUCCGUUCUUUGCGUCUACGGUUGCGUUUUAUGGCAUCAAUACUUCGAGACGGGAAAGAAACCUACUCUAAAACAGUCUGUCUCCCAUCUGAGCAAAUUUGACACGGAUGUAAGCGGGAAUAUGGAUCGUCGUACGAAAUCCAUGGAAGAAUUGGAUAAAAAGAAACUAUGAGAGGAAAAGUGAGAAGAACCGCUUGAUGGUGAACUGUAGACACUAAUUGUGCUUUCUAGUCGAAUAGGACAAUCGCGCGUAGAGUACAAUGAAUGAUGAUGACGCGUGCGUGCGAUUGUUUAUUACGUGGUGUGAAUGAGCUCUAAAGCUGUAUUACUUUUGUUCCUUAAAAUAAGUGACUGGAGAAUGUUGUCACUUAAAGUGAUUUGCGGACGCUCUCCAAUUUAGCGUUCAGUUAAGUUCGAUGUGACCUUCAUGUAAAAAGAAAAUUGUUUAUUGAUUCAUA
Messenger RNA from Monomorium pharaonis (pharaoh ant), 1880 nucleotides. RefSeq names its product phosphatidylserine synthase 1 (gene l(3)77CDf). The transcript has 7 exons. Lineage: Eukaryota; Metazoa; Arthropoda; Insecta; Hymenoptera; Formicidae. Gene Ontology annotation, molecular function: L-serine-phosphatidylethanolamine phosphatidyltransferase activity. Gene Ontology annotation, biological process: phosphatidylserine biosynthetic process. The coding region runs from base 218 to 1594 and encodes 458 amino acids. The record is from RefSeq and is a predicted model, not a curated record.